Molecule: messenger RNA, 1285 nt
Organism: Dalotia coriaria
Lineage: Eukaryota; Metazoa; Arthropoda; Insecta; Coleoptera; Staphylinidae
Gene: Pus7
Product: pseudouridine synthase 7
Exons: 3
Coding region: 1-1134 (377 amino acids)
Biological process (GO): pseudouridine synthesis
Cellular component (GO): nucleus
Molecular function (GO): pseudouridine synthase activity; RNA binding
Source: RefSeq, a predicted model, not a curated record
AUGCUCCAGGCUUGCAGUUUAAUUCUAAAACCUAAAGAUUAUGACAAUCCUUUAGCUGAGAUUACUCAGGCUAAGAAAAUUUAUGCAGAGACUCAGAAUGCUCAAGAUGCAUUGCAGAAAUUAUCAUCAAAUCAAUCCAUUGAGUCGAAAUUGAUUCAUGGACUUGCCAAGUUUGGAAAGAAUGAUUUUGUGAAUGCUUUGGAAUGUAUUCCAAGAAAUAUGCGCCUGAUGUAUAUUCACGCUUUCCAAAGCUUAAUUUGGAAUCAAGUCGCGUCGAAACGCGUGAAAGACUUUGGUUUGAAUCCUGUUGUAGGGGAUUUAGUCUAUUUGACAGACCAAGAAGAGAAUGAAUUUCUUUUAGAUGAUACAAAAGGUCUCAAGGAUGACGAUGCCCAAAUUACUGAAGAAAAUGAAAAAGAUGAAGACGCAGAAAUAAAGAAACAAUUAGUUAAAGUUUUAAGUGAAGAAGAUUUAUCAAAUUAUACAAUUUAUGAUGUUGUGUUGCCUAUGCCCGGAUAUGACGUUACUUAUCCAGAAAACUUGAAGGAUUACUACGUGGAACUCUUAGGGAAACAUAAACUUGAGCUUGAAAUGCCAAAGCAACGUGUCAAAUGUUACACCUUGAGUGGUACCUAUAGGAAAAUUGUUAGUAAACCUGAAGAAUUAGCAUGGCAUACUAUCAAAUACAACGACCCCAUUGAUACACUCAUACGUUCCGAUUUUGAAGAGAUACUCGGACACAAAGAACCCGUAAAUAACCCUGAUGGUAAAUUUAAAGGUCUGGUGGUAAGUUUUAAGUUAAAGUCGUCUUCGUAUGCUACCAUGGUGCUUCGAGAGAUAUUAAAAAUCGACACAGCUACAAUAAAUCCUUCAAAAUUCCAACAAAAUACUCCUAAAGUGGAUAAGACUGGAAAUGAUACUGUUGCUGCUGAGGCUGAAGGCAGUUUAAUGCAAGAUAAGGAUAAGUAUGACGCGUUUAAAAGAUUGAUUGAAGGCGAUGGUGAUGAUGAUGAGGAGGAAAUUGUAUGUAUGAAGAGACCUGCUGAAGAUGUUGAGGUUCCAAGUAAAAAAGCGAAGGUAGAUGAGGACAGUGAUGAUGAUACAGGUAUAAAAAUGCAGCCAUCACUGGUUUAACUGAAUGCUAAAACACAUUUUUGUGUUUUUGUUUGUAUAAUUAAGUGAAGUUUCUUCUGUGCUUUUGAGUUAAUUUAUAUUUCAGACCUACUGUGUUGUAUUCUAGUUUUAUUUCACUGGAAGUUUAAAAUAAUAUGUUUUUUAGACGGUU